AUGCUGAAAGUAUGCAUCUCCAAGCGAACUGAGAGACAUUCUUUGAUUCCUGUUCUCAGGCCCAGAUCAGUGAUACCACAGUCAAGAUUCUUCAGUCCGUUUGUAGUCGCCUUCCUUGUCAUAGCAACAGUCCUGCUCCUGGCUAUGACUGUAGGUCUACUCAUUCACUUUUUAGCUUUUGACAAAAGAACUUACUUUUACCAUAGCAGCUUUCAAAUCCUAAAUGUUGAAUACACCGAGGCUUUAAAUUCACCAGCUACACAGGAAUACAGGCAUUUGAGCGAAAGAAUUGAGUCUAUGAUUACUGAUGCAUUCCGAGAAUCAAAUUUAAAACGUGAGUUUAUCAGAACACAUGUUGUCAAACUGAGGAAUGAAGGGAACAGUGUCAUCGCAGAUGCUGUCAUGAAAUUUCGAUCUAGUAAACGUAGCAAUAGAAGAUCCAUGAAAAGCAGAAUUCAAUCUGUGCUACGAGCACUGAGCACCUCUGGAAGCUUGGAAAUAGCCCCUUCAAAUGAGAUAACAUCACUCACUGACCAGGAUACGGAAAAUUUUUUGACUCAAGAAUGUGGAGCCCGUCCAGACCUUAUAACACUGUCAGAAGAGAGAAUCAUUGGAGGCACUCUAGCUGAGACAGGUGAUUGGCCCUGGCAAGUCAGUCUACAGCUCAAUAAUGUCCACCACUGUGGAGGUAUCCUGAUCAGUAACUCGUGGGUCCUAACAGCAGCUCACUGCUUCAGAAGCUACUCUAAUCCUCUACAAUGGACUGCCACCUUUGGUGUUUCUACAAUACGUCCUCUCUUAAGAGUGAGAGUAAGAGCUAUUAUAGCCCAUAACAAUUACAGACCGACAACUCGUGAUAAUGAUAUUGCAGUUAUACAACUUGAAAGACCUAUCACCUUUAGCAGAAAUAUCCAUAGGGUGUGUCUCCCGGCUCCAACCCAAAGUACCAUACCUGGUUCUAUGGCAUAUGUCACAGGAUGGGGAUCACUUACUUAUGGAGGCAACACAGUCACAGAUCUAUGGCAGGGACAGGUCAGAAUAAUAAGUACAGAUGUUUGCAAUGAACCAGCUGGUUACAGUGGAAGCGUCUUGCCUGGAAUGCUCUGUGCUGGAGUGCCUUCGGGUGCAGUGGAUGCAUGCCAGGGUGAUUCUGGUGGUCCACUCGUUCAAGAAGACUCACGGCGGCUUUGGUUUGUGGUGGGGAUUGUGAGCUGGGGAUAUCAGUGUGGCCAGCCAAAUAAGCCAGGCGUGUAUACCCGAGUGACAACCUACCGAGACUGGAUCAGACAGCAAACUGGAAUCUAG
Messenger RNA from Onychomys torridus (southern grasshopper mouse), 1305 nucleotides. RefSeq names its product transmembrane serine protease 11D (gene Tmprss11d). NCBI's taxonomy places the organism in Eukaryota, Metazoa, Chordata, Mammalia, Rodentia, Cricetidae. Bases 1 to 1305 code for a protein of 434 amino acids. Gene Ontology annotation, cellular component: plasma membrane; extracellular region. The record is from RefSeq and is a predicted model, not a curated record. Gene Ontology annotation, biological process: proteolysis. Gene Ontology annotation, molecular function: serine-type endopeptidase activity. The transcript has 9 exons.